AACAGGGUGUACCCCGGGGGUAGGAAAAGUCCAUAUAAGUACUGUAGAAAUAGGACACUGUAUCGCAAGCAUGACGGCCACCAUGACGAGAGGGAGAUGGACUCUGUUCGCCAUUUUAAUUACAGCUGUUGCGAGCAAGAAGUCGAUCCUACCAACAGUAUACGACGCUGAGUCGGCGGGUCAGAUCGCCAGCAGUCCACGUACAGACUCGGGCCACACGUCCGGAUUUGUCAAGCGGCAGACUUGCGAGGCCAGUCGCUUCAGGACAAUAGACGGCGUGUGCAACAACAUGAACAACCCCUUGUGGGGCUCCGUCAACCGGAACUUCAGGCGAGUCUUACCGGCGGUGUACAAUGAUGCGAAUGGCACUCCACGCCUCAACACAGCAUCCGGGGUACCUUUGCCGACUGCACGAACGGUCAGCAAUAAUGUCCACUUCGAGCUGAACCGGACGUCAAACCGCCUCAGUGUGAUGGCUAUGCAAUGGGGACAGUUCCUUGACCACGACUUGACGGGUACUCCUGUCACUACAAACAAUGGUGACAAGAUCGAGUGCUGCAAUGCCCUUGAAGACGCGACAACAGAUCCAAGUAACCCUUGUUUCCCGAUUUCCCUGCCAUUCCGAGAUGCCCAUUUCCCCACCAAGGACUGCAUGAACUUUGUCCGCUCCGAGCCAGCUGAAGUAGCCCCCGGAGCUCCCCGGGAACAGAAGAACUCUUUGACUUCAUUCAUCGAUGGUUCCCAGAUCUAUGGUGCCAGUACUGUUGAGACGGCCCAACUCAUUGACCUCACAGGCGGUCUUCUGAAGGUGACGCCAGACAACCUGCUGCCAGCUGGAGAGGAGACAGCGUGCGCCCUUGACCCCGACGACACAGCUGAUUACUGUUUCCUUGCAGGUGAUAGUCGUGUGAACGUCUUCCCUGGUCUCUCUGCACUCCACACCCUCUUCGUCCGCGAACACAAUCGCAUUGCCACGACCUUGGCUUCCCUGCAGCCCUCCUGGUCUCACGAAACUCUCUUCAACGAAGCCAGGAAGAUUGUAGGGGCACAGCUGCAGGUCAUCACGUACAACCAAUGGCUACCGGAAAUCAUCGGAAGGGACGCCAUGACCUUACACGGUCUUACUUCCGGUGACUACUCGUAUGACCAGACCGUCGACCCAAGUCUUGCAAACGUCUUCUCGACGGCGUCGUUCAGAUUUGGACAUACAAUGAUCCCAAAGACUAUGCGUUUUGAAAAUGAUGACGUUUCUUUGACAAAAAUGUACAACAGGCCUUCCUACGUCCGAAAAAACAUUAAUUCCAUCUUUGAAGGCCUUCUUGGUGGAGCGAAUGAGAGAGUUGAUGCAUGGUACUCGGACGAGAUGAGGAACCAUUUGUUUGAAACCACGGCCGAGUCUGGGUUGGACAUCGUGUCUCUCAACAUCCAGAGAGGCCGAGACCAUGGGCUCCCUGCCUAUAACGCCUGGAGACAUUACUGCCAGCUGCCAAAUGUUACUUAUCCCACCAAUAACGUAUUUUCUGGUCGAGCGGGAAGAGACAUAGAAAGGACAUACACUUCCCCUGAUGACAUCGAUCUGUACACAGGGGGCGUCUCCGAAGCUCCAGUUGGCGGUGCCGCUGUUGGGAGCUUGUACAUCUGCUUGCUGGGAGAACAGUUUGCCGAUUUGAAAUAUGGCGACAGUUACUGGUAUGAAACCACAGAUCCAGUUAAGGGAUUCACCACAGAACAAAUUGCCUCCCUUGAGCAAGUAUCUCUGUCCCGUAUCAUCUGUGACAACACCGACAUCAGCAGCAUCCAGACACGCCCUUUCCGCUUGACUGAAGCCAAUAACAACCAGGUUGUUGACUGCAGUUCAACGGCUAUCCCAUCCUUAGAUCUGUCCCUGUGGGGACCCACGGGACAGACUGGGGAAAAUACACCAGACCCACAAGCUCCACAGCCUACACAACCUCCACGCCGACGACCGGAUGGACGACCACCACGACACCCAAAGCCGACAGGAGGAAAACGACCUGGGCGACGCGGCUAAUGGAAACUUACGCUCUGGCAAUUGGCAAUCCCAACAAAAUUUAUUCAAGUCAUUCAAAAGCCACUUUAUUUGUCUGUACAAUCAAAUAUUGGGAUUUAUAUGAGUAUUAUUUUUAUUGAGUUUCUUUUAUUCUUACGCUAAUUACACAGAUAAUGUGUCAAAUGUAACUAUUGUUCUCGCAACCUGAAAUAGAAACACGAAAUAUCGCGAUAAGUAAUUAACGAAGACAGAUGCAUGUGUGCUAAUACUCAUAAAGCGAAAAACAAGCCUUUUAGCCGAUUACGAAUAUAACUUGCAGUGAAGAUUUUGCAAAGAUCGCUUGUCAAGAAAAUACCCAUUUUGCUUGCGAUAAAGCAGUGUUCGAAAUACCUGCCUGCCCGACCGUCCGAGACGGGUUGAUUUCAACUCGGGCUGCCAGAUUUUCAAAUCCCCCUGCCCGACGGUCGGGUUACAUUUCAUAUGUAAAAAUAUUCUAAAUAUUUCCCAAUGAUAAGCACAUGAUGUAUUCGAAUAUAUUUAAUACAAAUCUGGCCUAAAAAGUGUUUGCUAUUUCUUUUCUUGCAUUACUUCAUGUUCAAUGAAUUCGAUUUAAAGUUUUAAUUAAAUUAUCCUGAGAAACAUAUGAUUAUAGUGGGCAGACAGGUUUUGGUCAGGGCUGGCAAGUAUUUCAGCUAGCCAGUCCUGUGGUCUGGCUGAAAAUUUUAGGAGUUUCAUACCCUGGAUAAAGAUCAAGUUUUCAUAACGUGGGUACAUUCCUUAAUUCUAUUUCAAGUGGCGAGAAUUAUAAUCACAAAUACAAUUUCUAGACAGACCUAAAAUAUUGACACCUCAUCAUGGAGCCUCAACACAGCAAAAACAAUUAUCUCGUUAUGUUCGUGAAUCUUCAAAAAUAAACGUUUUACAAAUGUUGA
Haliotis rufescens (red abalone) is the source of this 2943-nucleotide messenger RNA. Its product is annotated as myeloperoxidase-like. Bases 71 to 2032 code for a protein of 653 amino acids. The transcript has 12 exons. Lineage: Eukaryota; Metazoa; Mollusca; Gastropoda; Lepetellida; Haliotidae. The record is from RefSeq and is a predicted model, not a curated record. Gene Ontology annotation, molecular function: peroxidase activity; heme binding. Gene Ontology annotation, biological process: response to oxidative stress.